This is a messenger RNA of Melozone crissalis (California towhee), 576 nucleotides long. Its product is annotated as olfactory receptor 14J1-like. Gene Ontology annotation, cellular component: membrane. The record is from RefSeq and is a predicted model, not a curated record. Gene Ontology annotation, biological process: G protein-coupled receptor signaling pathway. The coding region runs from base 1 to 576 and encodes 191 amino acids. The transcript has 3 exons. NCBI's taxonomy places the organism in Eukaryota, Metazoa, Chordata, Aves, Passeriformes, Passerellidae. Gene Ontology annotation, molecular function: olfactory receptor activity.
AUGGAGGUGGACGAGGAAGACCCUAUUGAGGAGAUGGAAGUAGAGGAGGAGGACAACAUGGAAGACAUGCAGGUUGAUGAGGAGGAUAACACCGAGGAAAUGGAGCUGCACUACGGGACCCUCCUGGGCAGCAGAGCUUGUGCCCACAUGGCAGCAGCUGCCUGGGCCAGUGCCUUUCUCAAUGCCCUGUUGCACACAGCCAAUACAUUUUCCCUGCCCCUGUGCCAUGGAAAUGCCCUGGACCGGUUCUUCUGUGAAAUCCCACACAUCCUCAAGCUCUCCUGCUCCAAAUACUACCUCAGGAAAAUAAAAGUUUCUGUUUUCACUGUCUCCAUAGCUUUUGGUUGUUUUGUGUUCAUUGUUUUUUCCUAUGUGCAGAUCUUCAGGGCUGUGCUGAGGAUCCCCUCUGAGCAGGGACGGCACAAAGCCUUUUCCACCUGCCUCCCUCACCUGGCUGUGGUCUCCCUGUUUUUCAGCACUAUCGUGUUUGCUCACCUGAAGCCCCCCUCCAUCUCCUCCCCAUCCCUGGAUCUGGCAGUGUCAGUUCUGUACUCGUUGGUGCCUCCACCCACCUAA